AUGGGCGGACGGGUGGAUCACGAGUACUCCUACCUGUUCAAGAUGGUGCUCAUCGGGGAUAGCGGCGUCGGCAAGUCCAACAUACUCUCCCGAUUCACCCGCAACCACUUCUCCCUCGACUCCAAGUCCACCAUCGGCGUGGAGUUCGCCACCAAGUCCUUGCAGAUGGAGGGAAAAACAAUAAAGGCUCAGAUCUGGGACACUGCUGGCCAGGAGAGGUACCGUGCAAUUACAAGCGCAUAUUACCGGGGCGCUGUAGGGGCUCUCCUUGUAUAUGACAUCACAAAGAAGCAGAGCUUUGACAAUGUUAAUAGGUGGCUGCGUGAGCUUCGUGAUCAUGCUGACUCCAGCAUUGUCAUCAUGAUGGUCGGUAACAAGUCUGACCUGACACAACUAAGAGCUGUCUCUGAAGAUCAAGGCAAGGCACUGGCUGAAAAGGAGGGCCUGUUUUUCCUUGAGACAUCAGCUAUGGAGGCUGUAAAUGUGGUAGAAGCCUUUCAGACUAUCAUCACAGAGGUCUAUGGUAUUGUCAACAAGAAAGCACUGGCCGCCAAAGAAGCAGCAGCAGCAGCUGUUCCAUUGCCUUCCCAGGGUAAAACCAUCAGCAUUGACAGUACUGCCGGGAACUCAAAGAGGGCAUGCUGCAAUACUUGA
Molecule: messenger RNA, 654 nt
Organism: Triticum turgidum subsp. durum (durum wheat)
Lineage: Eukaryota; Viridiplantae; Streptophyta; Magnoliopsida; Poales; Poaceae
Source: the annotation of a GenBank genome assembly